AUGGGUUCGGGGAAAGCCAAGGGAUCUCCAGAAUAUUGGGUAUCCAUGGUCAAACCAGGUCGAAUACUUUAUGAAAUAAGUGGAGUAUCAGAGACUAUAGCUAGAGCAGCUUUUCAAAUCGUUGCGUAUAAAAUGCCUAUACAUACUAAAUUUAUUACUAGUUUGAGAAAUAUGAUUCAGUCCCAAACUUACUUGAAUGUAGCAGACAACAGUGGAGCCCGAAAAUUAAUGUGUAUUCGAGUGCUAGGAGCAGGUAAUCGUAACAUCGCUAAUAUCGGCGAUAUUAUCAUCGCUAUAAUUAAAGAAGUAGCACCUAAUAUGCCUCUGGAAGAAUCAGAGGUAGUUAGAGCCGUAGUUAUACGUACGUGUAAAGAACUUAAAAGUAGUGAUGGAAUGAUAAUACGAUCUGAUGACAAUGCAGCAGUUGUCAUUGAUCAGAAAGGAAAUCCAAGAGGAACUCGAGUUUUUGGUUUAGUUAUUGAGGAAUUAAGAGAAUUGAAUUUCACCAAAAUAAUCUCAUUGGCUCCUGAAGUAUUAUAA
This is a messenger RNA of Cryptomeria japonica (Japanese cedar), 540 nucleotides long. RefSeq names its product large ribosomal subunit protein uL14c-like. Gene Ontology annotation, biological process: translation. Gene Ontology annotation, cellular component: cytosolic large ribosomal subunit; ribosome. The transcript is spliced from 2 exons. Gene Ontology annotation, molecular function: structural constituent of ribosome; large ribosomal subunit rRNA binding. The record is from RefSeq and is a predicted model, not a curated record. The coding region runs from base 1 to 540 and encodes 179 amino acids. NCBI's taxonomy places the organism in Eukaryota, Viridiplantae, Streptophyta, Pinopsida, Cupressales, Cupressaceae.